CCGUUCUCGGUUCAUUCACCCACGUCAACAAAACAAUAUCAACCAAACCAUCCAAAUCCCGAGAAAACAAAAAAAGAAACAAAAGCCAUUUGCAUGAGAUAGAUAGAUAGAACGAAACCGAAUCGAUGAUGGGGUGGGUGGCGAAUCGGUGGACGGGCGUCGCCGCCGCCAUAUGGAUCCAGUGGAGCUGCGGCGCAUCGUACACCUUCAGCAUCUACUCCUCCGUGCUCAAGUCCACGCAGGGCUACGACCAAUCCACGCUCGACACCGUCUCUGUCUUCAAGGACAUCGGCGCCAACUUCGGUGUUCUCUCCGGCCUCCUCUACUCCGCCGUCGCCCCCUACACAACCCACCGCGCCUCCCCCUCCAAGUCCAUAUGGACCUCGCUCAGCGGGCCCUGGGUCGUCGUCGCGGCCGGCGCCGUCCAGUGCUUCGCUGGCUUCAUCUUCAUCUGGGCCUCCGUCGUGGGCCUCGUGAGCCCGCCGCCCGUGCCGGUCAUGUGCUUCUUCGCGUGGCUCGCGUCUAACGGUCAGACCUUCUUGAACACCACCAAUGUCGUUACCGGCUUGCGCAAUUUCCCUGAGUACAGCGGCACCAUCAUUGGUAUCAUGAAGGGAUUUCUGGGACUGAGUGGAGCUAUCUUGAUCCAAAUCUACCAUACGUUUUUUGAUGGGGACCCAGCAACCUACCUUUUGAUGCUUGCUGUGUUGCCUUCGUUGAUCUGUGUGUUGCUUAUGUUCUUUCUGAGGAUUUAUGAAGUGCAUGGCAGUGAUUACAAGAAGCAUUUGGAUGGUUUCUCUGUGGUUACUGUGAUUAUUGUAGCCUAUCUCAUGUUCAUAAUAAUUUUACAGAACUUAGUUAGUUUACCGAACUGGGGACGGAUGUUUGCAUUUGUGAUUCUUAUGGUUCUGCUAGCAACGCCUUUUGGAAUUGCUAUAAAGGCCCAUUGGGAAGAGUCACGGAAGUUUUCGCAAUCCUACACAAUUGAGAGGGGUUCUUCUACUAAUAAGGGUACCACUUCCUCCAGUCAUUCUGCAUCAGUGGAUCAAGUGGAGUACCAUGAAUUGCCUAGUGAUGAGGGGCAGGUACAAGUGACUUCAGAUGACAAAUUGCCCCGUGAAGAAGAAAAGAAUCUCUUGCAAGCUAUGUGCACGGUUGAUUUUUGGAUGCUGUUUGUGAUCAUGAUAUCAGGGUUGGGUUCUGGGCUUGCAACUAUAAAUAAUAUGAGCCAAAUAGGACAAUCCCUUGGAUAUAGCGCCAUUGAGAUUAAUAAUUUGGUGUCACUGUGGAGUAUGUGGAACUUCCUUGGUCGUUUUGGAGGUGGCCAUGUAUCAGAUUAUAUCAUGCACAGAAAAGGUUGGCCUAGGCCCCUGUUGAUGACAGUGACUCUGGGGAUAAUGAUUCUUGGCCAUUUAAUUAUAGCAUCUGGUUUCCAGGGAAAUUUGUAUUUGGGUCCUGUCCUGGUGGGCAUCUGCUAUGGUGCACAUUGGUCCUUGAUGCCCACAAUCACUUCUGAGAUAUUUGGUGUAAAGCAUAUGGGUACCAUUUUCAAUACUAUUGCUGCAGCAAGUCCACUUGGAUCGUAUAUACUUUCUGUGAGAGUUGUUGGAUAUAUUUACGACAAGCAAGCCGAUAAAGAAGAUCAUUCGUGCUUUGGCAUCAACUGUUUCAUGCCGUCAUUUUUUAUCCUGGCAGCUGUUGCUUUUCUUGCGUUUUUGGUUGGUUUGGCAUUAUUCUUCCGGACCCGGAGGUUCUAUAAGCAAGUUGUGCUUAGAAGAUUAAAACAUUAUGCAAGAUGAUGGAGAUUGCAUUUGCCUGCAUUUCAACACUAGGGAGUCCUUGGAUGGUAUUGACAUGCUUGGAGGGAAGUUCGGAAGCUGUUGAAUGGAGAAUGGAUAGAAUUCAAGGUGCAAAGAGAGAAGACACUGCAACUUGUUAAACACAAGGGAACGGACAAUGAAUUCGUUCCAGUGGUUAGAACUGUGGUCAAGCACAAGGGUCAUGAUUUGGCCAAUGCUCAACCAUGGGUUGUUGGGGGAUGUUUCAGAUUUACUUUCCAGAAAAUCCAUGAGGUGUUAAUGGAAUUGUGAUUGAAAUUGGAAUUUCCUUUAAUGGACUUCCUUGACUCAGUUUAGGAUUGAAAUUGGAUGCUGGAUUGAUCAUAUACAGGUAUUUGAUAUAGGUUCUUAAAGAUCAGGACAGAGAAUUAAGAGAAGAAAGAGAGAUGAGGAAGAAGAAAAUCAGAGAGGAAGAAGAAAAUCAGAGAGAAAGAUCUAUUAUUCUGCUCCCAAGAGAGAAAACCCUUCUACAACUGUGAAAACAGUUUAUUUCAAUCACAGAAAAAAUGACCCCCUUAUUCCAAUGGUAUUUGUAAGUUCCUCCCUCUUAACUCCUGAACUGUCAAACAGACCUUUCUAGCUCUAACUAGUAAAAAUACCCCACUUUACUAACUAGGCUUUCCUAUAAUCAGUCACCCAUUACAUCUCAUUGCCUUCCUUUGCCUCCUAGAAUAGACCUUCAAUAUGGGAACCUCUUAGUUCCUAACAGUAUUAAACGUGGGUCCACAUUCAACAGGCUCAUUGAAAACGAGGAGAAUAUCUCUGCAAGACUGUAACUAUUGGUGGCUAGAAGAUCAAUGACUUGGGAAGUAAUGCUGAUGGCACUGCAAGACAGAUGAUCAAUUACUAUCAUUUGUUAUUGCUCAAUUCUGGACAUGCUCUUUGCUUGUUGGCAUUAGAUAUUCCUUGCCUCCUUGAUAAGAGAAAUUCUUCCAUUUUUCGUUAUUAAAAAUUUCUGAUGAAGGCACUAAUCACUCUGAAAGUUAAGAACUUGUACAAUUAAAAUCAGUUGAAAAGGUUUUCUUGUGGUUGCAGCAUGCUACUAGUCUGUAUGUGGUAAAAAAAUUUAGCAGGGGAGUGUAACAAGGAGGCACAAUUCCAUGAUAAGCAUUCCAUACAAUUUAUGGUUGAUAAACUUUGGAAGGUAGUCAGACAGAACAGGAAAUCUCAAACUGCAAGCGUUAUAUAUUUGAACGUACCUUGAGAUGUAUAUAUCACAAAGAAACUGGUAUUGGUUUGUGUUUGUAUCCUUGAGCAAACCAAUUUGGAAGUGGUUGUUAUUUUUUUAUUUGUUACAAGUCGUGUGUCAUGUUUAAUUUGCUUUGUAUUUCAUAUAUUAUUUUGCUGCAAAUUUUAAGAGGAAUGUACGGUAAAAAAAUGCAGAUUGUGACAGUAAUUGGAAAAAAAUAACGAGUACCUCGA
Messenger RNA from Glycine soja, 3260 nucleotides. RefSeq names its product protein NUCLEAR FUSION DEFECTIVE 4-like. NCBI's taxonomy places the organism in Eukaryota, Viridiplantae, Streptophyta, Magnoliopsida, Fabales, Fabaceae. Gene Ontology annotation, cellular component: membrane. Gene Ontology annotation, molecular function: transmembrane transporter activity. Gene Ontology annotation, biological process: transmembrane transport. The record is from RefSeq and is a predicted model, not a curated record. The coding region runs from base 126 to 1799 and encodes 557 amino acids. The transcript is spliced from 3 exons.